Molecule: messenger RNA, 1426 nt
Organism: Tarenaya hassleriana
Lineage: Eukaryota; Viridiplantae; Streptophyta; Magnoliopsida; Brassicales; Cleomaceae
Product: ALA-interacting subunit 5
Exons: 8
Coding region: 213-1265 (350 amino acids)
Cellular component (GO): endoplasmic reticulum; Golgi apparatus; plasma membrane
Source: RefSeq, a predicted model, not a curated record
UGUUCUGUUCUUCUUUCUCGAUAUUUUCGCUCUCCCUCUCCCCAAGAAUCCCCAAUUCCAAGACCUCCAUGACUCUCUCUCCAAAAGCUCAUCUUCUCGCAUAGAAACUCUCUCUCUCGCAUUUCACAGCCAAAUCUGAACGUUCUUCCCCAUCCGUAUAACAUCUGUUUUCCGCUGGAAUAUCUUCUUGAAUUCGCCAAAUUAUUCGCGUAAUGAGUUCCAUUGCGUCGUCCUCCGCCGUGGGAGGAGGCAGAUCGGCGGAGUCUUCCAAUGCCAAUAAGAUCUCGAAGCGACCCAAAUAUUCAAAAUUUACUCAGCAGGAGCUUCCAGCAUGCAAGCCAAUUCUUACUCCAAGCUGGGUGAUUUUGACUUUUCUGAUCAUUGGUAUCGUCUUCAUUCCACUUGGAGCGCUCUGCCUCUCCGCUUCUCAGAGUGUUGUUGAAAUUGUUGAUCGGUAUGACACAGACUGCAUUCCCGAAUCUUCUAGACACAACAAGGUCGCUUACAUUCAGGGUUUAGGAGAGAAGACAUGUAACAGGACUCUGUGGGUGACAAGAACUAUGAAGCAUCCUGUUUAUGUGUACUACCAGCUUGAGAACUUCUACCAAAAUCAUAGGAGGUAUGUGAAGAGUCGGAGUGAUGCACAAUUGAGGGACCCUAAUCAUUUAAAUGAUGUGAGUUCCUGCGCCCCUGAAGAUAUUGCUUUCGGGGAACCAAUCGUACCCUGCGGUCUGGUUGCUUGGAGCUUGUUCAAUGACACUUACGACUUUACUAAAAACCACCAACACCUUCCUGUGAACAAGAAAGGCAUCUCGUGGAAGAGUGACCGUGAAAAAAAGUUUGGGAAAGAUGUUUUCCCUAAAAACUUUCAGAAAGGAUCUCUGAUAGGUGGCGGAAGUCUUAAUCCAAAUAUACCGUUGAGCGAGCAAGAAGACCUAAUAGUAUGGAUGAGAACUGCGGCUCUGCCAAAGUUUAGGAAGCUGUACGGGAGGAUAGACGUGGAUCUCGAGGCUGGGGAUACAUUGCAAGUCUUGUUAAGUAACAACUACAACACAUACAGCUUUAACGGCAAGAAGAAGCUCGUGAUAUCGACCACUAGCUGGCUCGGCGGAAAGAACAACUUCUUAGGUAUUGCUUAUCUGACGGUCGGCGGCUCCUGCUUAUUCUUGGCCCUCUCUUUCGCUCUCUUGUAUCUCCUUAGCCCAAGACAACUUGGAGAUCCGUCGUACCUGUCGUGGAACAGAAGCGCAGGAGGUGGACGUUAAUACUGCACAUGUUUCCUCCAUUAUUGAUGAUGUAAAAACUCAUACCAAAGAGAGAAAUAUAUGUUAGUCCAUUUUUUUUAUAUUUACGCAUGGGCAUGUGUCUAGAUUAGCUUUAUUUAUCAAAAUUGAUUUAUUUUAAAAUGAUAAAAUUUGAUGUUAUA